CCCGACGCUUAGAGGCUAGUGAUUUUUCAGGCAUCUCUGGUUCGCGAGUCGCGACCUCUUGCUGAUAGAACAAUCUAUCAUCGCAAGAGUGCGCCGUCAUUGCCGGGCGCCAAGAACGUGUUCUCGAACAACGCAUCACCCUGCUUUUCAUUCCACCUCAUGACCCCAAAUACCAAGAUGGAAACUGGACCGGCCAAGCUUGAAAAACUCAUGGCAUCGUGUGAACAUGGCAUCUGGGGCUUCGUGAUCUACCGCAGCGCUUACGGACCAGAUUCCGACACCGACUUUUCCGCCUUCAUCCAACACCUCAAAGAGCUAGUCGCGGAGUACGAUGAAAUUUACGGCAAGCAUCCGAUUCUUCGAGAAACCGACGUGGGCGAUAUCCGAGGAUCGCAAUCAAUCAGAAAAUGUUAGGCAUGCGCAGGGACAUGGCCCGUGAGAGUUCGAGUUAUUGGGUGUCUUACUAGACAAUCCCUUGGAUUGGAUAGAUAGUCAAAAGUGGUCGUUAAGCAUAUCACCCUGGCCACAGCUGUCUGACUGCCUCAGUGCAACUAUCACACACGCAUCGCGCCUGCCGCUAAUAUCAUUUUUGCAGACGAG
This is a messenger RNA of Aureobasidium pullulans EXF-150, 600 nucleotides long. RefSeq lists its product as uncharacterized. The coding region runs from base 178 to 414 and encodes 78 amino acids. The record is from RefSeq and is a predicted model, not a curated record. The transcript is spliced from 2 exons. NCBI's taxonomy places the organism in Eukaryota, Fungi, Ascomycota, Dothideomycetes, Dothideales, Saccotheciaceae.